CAAUAUUUGUCACAAAUAAAUUAAAGUGCUACAGUACCUAUUUUAUAAAAUUUUUUUGAACUAAACAAGGCCUAAUAUCGCUGCAACGGCGCCGGCGCAGACAAAACAGUCAACAGCCGGGCAGGCGGAGACGCGGAGUGGGGCGCGCAACCUGUUGGGUUUCAGGGUUUGCCCCGUCGAGGCAUCGAGGAUGGAGCCGGGAGCCAAAUCGGAAGCAAAGCAAGGUGAGGCGAGAGCGGGAUCUGGUGCGGGGGCAAGCGGCAGCGGCGGCGGCAGCAUCAAGGUGUAUCAUGAGAGGCAGAGGUUGCAAUUCUGUCUCCUCCAUGCUCUCAACAACCUUAUGCAGGAAAAGGAAUGUUUCACCCGUGUUGAGUUGGAUGAGAUCGCUGGGAAUCUUGUUCUCAAUGAUCCAAACAAGGGCCAAUGGACUCCUCUAUCAUUCAUUUUUAAACCUCACCACAAUGUUAUAACUGGGAACUACGAUGUAAAUGUUCUCAUCACAGCAUUAGAAGCUAGAAAGAAGAAGGUGGUUUGGCAUGAUCGUCGGAAAGGGGCAUCAUCAAUUGAUCUGAAUGCUGAAGCAUUGGUAGGCCUGAUGAUCAAUGUGCCUGUCAGGAGGUUCAGGGGGCUCUGGACUGGCAGGCAUUGGGUGGCAAUUCGAAGCAUUGAUGGCGUCUGGUUUAAUCUGGACAGUGAUCUUUCUGAACCCAAGCAGUUUAAGGACAAAGAAAAUGUGAUUGGGUUCCUUGACAGUGUGCUCAGUCAAGGUGGAGAACUCAUGGUCGUGCUGCAAGACGAAUAACCCUAUUGCCCCGAAUCUCAAAGUCUACCAAAAUAGGCUCUUCUAUGUGACUUGCCAUACUUUUGAGUUGUCAUCUCAAUGAGGUCACAGACACCUACAGCAGAAAUUUCCUAAACCUUGUGGUUUAAUUGCUGAUCAUAAUGGACAGAUUGGUAAAUGGAAGGUUCAGUGUGCAACAUAUACACUUCAUAUGUUUCUGCUGACCCUUUGAUUUAUUGUUCUGCCCGUCUCUGUCAUAUAUUGGAUUGCCAGCCAGGUGUCUGCAGUAGGUAGAAGUAGAACAUUGGCUUGCUAAAUGAUGAAAAUAGCGAACUUCGAUUCUCAGCAAGAAUAUGUUACUGUGGAUUUGUACAGAACUAAUGGGGAGGUUGCUUCUGUUGUAGUUAUAUGCUUUGGAGAAACAAAGUUGUCCUGGCAUGUUCCUAGAAUUUGUCAGUUCGUUCGUAAGUACUAUUGGAUAUCAAGAUAUGUAACAUUAUCUAUAGACUAUACUAGUUGAUACCCCUGGAAUAAGCAGAGCUAUCCCAUCAUCUUUCAAUUAUUACAAAGCAUAAAAAUAUAUUUAGCUGUAAGAUCAAUGUUGUUUAAUGCAUCAUAUUCAGCUAGGAAGGUGAUGCUAUUGAGCUUGUUAUGGAGAUGUUGUGGUGAUUUAAUAACUUUCCUUCCU
Molecule: messenger RNA, 1469 nt
Organism: Sorghum bicolor (sorghum)
Lineage: Eukaryota; Viridiplantae; Streptophyta; Magnoliopsida; Poales; Poaceae
Product: josephin-like protein
Exons: 2
Coding region: 191-802 (203 amino acids)
Biological process (GO): protein deubiquitination
Molecular function (GO): cysteine-type deubiquitinase activity
Source: RefSeq, a predicted model, not a curated record